Molecule: messenger RNA, 1227 nt
Organism: Thlaspi arvense
Lineage: Eukaryota; Viridiplantae; Streptophyta; Magnoliopsida; Brassicales; Brassicaceae
Source: the annotation of a GenBank genome assembly
AUGCCGAAUUCUGGAUGGGCACUCACGAGUCUGGACCAUCGAUUGUGCUCGAAAAACAUAGAAAAUGGCGAGUUAGCCGACUCGAAUCAUCGGAAUUUGAGCUUGAAAUCGUGGAUUGAGAAAAAUCCUGAUGUUCUGGGUGAAAAGGUUGUUCAGAAAUGGGGUCUUGAUCUCCCCUUCUUGUUCAAGGUACUUUCAGUUGCAAAGGCAUUAUCGAUCCAGGCACACCCUGACAAGGAAUUGGCUAGAGUGCUGCACAAGUCUCGGCCUGAUAUCUACAAGGACGAUAAUCACAAGCCUGAAAUGGCCUUGGCAGUAACAGAAUUCGAAGCUCUUUGUGGGUUUACCAGUCUCGAGGGGCUUAAGGAUGUUUUCGGAAAUGUUCCCGAGAUUGUGGAAGUCGUUGGGACUGCCUGUGCUAAUCAAGUUUUAGAACUAGACUUCAAUAGUCAAGGAGAGGAGAAAGUAAAAGCAGUUCUGCAAUCAGUGUUUACCCAACUCAUGACUGCUAGCAAGGAUGUGAUUUCCAAAGCAGUAUCCAAUUUGAAGAGUCGACUCAAAACAGAGAGUCAGGUGAGGAAAUUGGCAGACAAAGAACAGCUUGUAUUGCAACUAGAAAACCAGUAUCCAGCUGAUGUGGGUGUGAUAGCAACUUUCUUAUUUAACUAUGUGAAGCUCAAUCCAGGUGAAGCAUUGUAUUUAGGGGCAAAUGAACCUCAUGCUUAUAUAAGUGGUGAGUGUAUCGAAUGCAUGGCAACUUCAGACAAUGUUGUGCGCGCUGGCCUAACUCCAAAGCACCGGGACGUGCAGACUCUUUGCUCCAUGCUCACUUACAAACAGAAACCAGAGGCCUUUCUUGACAAGGCUGUCAAGGGGUGGAGUCCAACCCGGACCAUUGAUCCAGAUCCAUCUGGCUUUCCCGAAAUUCUGAGAGGGAUUCCUCUAAAUUCAUUUACAAGAAAGUACUUGCCUCCUUUCAAUGAAUUUGAAAUUGAUAGCUGCAUUCUUCCGCAUGGUGCAUCAGCGCUGUUUUCAGCAUCCCCUGGUCCCUCCAUUUUCAUUGUCAUAGCAGGAGAGGGAACAAUGCAUGGGGCACACUUUGAAGAAUUAGUUAGCGAGGGUGAUGUUCUAUUCGCCCCUGCAGAUGUUAGCGUAGAAGUGGCAACAUCAUCCAAAGUACACGUCUACCGAGCUGGAGUGAACAGCAGAUUCUUUGAGGCCUCUUGA